AUGACGGGCCUGCAGCCGCCCAGAACGGACGGUGACGGCGUUGGUUCAGUUCCCGCUCCCAUCUCUCACUCCGAGAUGGUGAAGUACAUUAUGGGAGACUUAAAGGAUCUUUUCCCUGAGAUCAUGGCUAGGGCCUCAGAACACCUGCGGUAUAUCUUUGGUUUUGAGCUGAAACAUCUUGGCCAUAAGCACCACACAUACCUGAUCAACAAACUGAAACCUCUGGAGGAGGAGGAUCUGGGAGCAGUUGGUACACAAGGUAAUAGCGUCACAGAGGCAAAGGUCUAGGAGAUGCUGAGUCGGUUGGGGGUGUGUCCCUCCACGUAUCACUACCUCUUUGAGGGCCCGAGGAGGGUUAUUAUGGAAGGUGUCCUGCAGCAGUGAUAACCUCAGUUGCAGGCGGUGCGUCACACCAAUCCACUCGAACGUGAAUUCCCUUAGGGUCCCUGAAGCAACCUGGAAACCAGCAAGAUGAAAAUCCUGGAGUUCGUGGCCAAGCUCCAUAAAAAGGAAUCCCAGCACAGGCCAGUGCAGGACUGUGAAACCCUGGCAGAGGAAGCCAGUAUGAGGAUUAGGGUUAGGGCCAGCGCUAAUGCUUGGGCGGGCAUCGGCUCCUGGUGA
This is a messenger RNA of Pteronotus mesoamericanus, 621 nucleotides long. RefSeq names its product MAGE family member F1 (gene MAGEF1). The record is from RefSeq and is a predicted model, not a curated record. NCBI's taxonomy places the organism in Eukaryota, Metazoa, Chordata, Mammalia, Chiroptera, Mormoopidae. Gene Ontology annotation, biological process: negative regulation of transcription by RNA polymerase II. Gene Ontology annotation, cellular component: nucleus.